Liolophura sinensis is the source of this 10155-nucleotide messenger RNA. RefSeq lists its product as uncharacterized. The transcript is spliced from 11 exons. Gene Ontology annotation, biological process: regulation of transcription by RNA polymerase II. Gene Ontology annotation, cellular component: nucleus. NCBI's taxonomy places the organism in Eukaryota, Metazoa, Mollusca, Polyplacophora, Chitonida, Chitonidae. The record is from RefSeq and is a predicted model, not a curated record. Gene Ontology annotation, molecular function: DNA-binding transcription factor activity, RNA polymerase II-specific; RNA polymerase II cis-regulatory region sequence-specific DNA binding; zinc ion binding. Bases 182 to 8620 code for a protein of 2812 amino acids.
CAACGGCGAUGGAGUUUUACACGAUUUAUUAGCAUAAUGUACGAGUUUUUGCUUAUUUAACGACACCGUCGACACGAAGAGGCGACGAGGUUAUCGUUUCUAGCGAUGUCUGUGAUGAAAUUGGGAGAGAACUGAGGAUUUCCCCGGUGGUUGGGCGAGGGAAUUUCUCGACAAGUUGGGGAUGCCACGUCGUAGGGCGACCCUCUCGCCUUCACACAACAGGCCAGCUGCUGAGGAGAGUGAAUUCGAGGCACCAGUAAAGAAGACUAAACUAUCAGACUCAGCUGACAGUGAGACAGUAAAGACAGAAGAUUCACCAGGACCAGACGGCGACACAGGAAGUGUUCAGAAAGGCGUGAGCAGCCAGAACCAGAGUUCUGGGGGCGACCAAAGUGUUGAGAAAAGAAACCUGUCUUUGGAAGCUCUCUUCCAAGUUACUGACAAUGAACUGCAGAAUAUUUCUCGUGUUAGCCCUAGCGAGAGUGCCUUAGGGGACGGAGAUGUUGAUCACAUGACCAUCACUGUCCGCACUACCGAUGAGGAUGACGAUCAGACCACACAGAGAGUCGUCGUGAUUCCUGUUUCGGAGAAAGGUGUGGAGAAGUACCAGCUAAAAUCUGACAGCUUGGAGGAGCAAGGGUUGAAACUGGUGUACACGAAACAGACGUACGACCAGUUUGAACCUAAUCCCAUUAGCUAUGGGACGUUCAAACCACGCUCGUUCAAAUCCCACCAACAGGUGGUGGAUAAGCUAAUACAGCGUGUAGCUUGUCCAAGCGAAGCGGCCGGAAAUGUCGGGAGAAAGAGAAAGCAUCCCUCCAAACUUGGCAAGCACAUCUGUCCAUAUUGUGGAAGAGGAUGUGCAAAGCCGAGCGUCUUGCAGAAGCACAUCCGUGCUCACACGGGGGAGAGGCCCUUCCCUUGUGCCGCCUGCGGAUUCAGCUUCAAAACAAAAAGCAAUUUGUACAAGCACUGCAAAUCAAGAGCACACGCGCUGAAAGCUGGUCUUGCAUCAAAUUUACAAAAUGUGUUCAAAGAUGCGACGGCAGAGGACGGCACGUCAGAAGAUGUGGGGGUGGAGUCGGAUGAUACAGGAAGUGAAGCAGAGCUGGCGGAAAACGACUCGGAUGCCUCAGGAGCAAGACAAGAGAAAGUAGAUGAACAACAGACCUAUGUAAGCCUAAUUUCUGAUGGCAGCAUUGGACAGGAAGUUAGCAUCGAGUCCAAUGAGCAGCAGUAUGCCAUACUGGACACAAGCUCUGAUAAAAUCAUCCUUUGGCAUGCAAAUGAACAAGCUCCAAUUCAGAUUGCCGAUCCAAAACCAUCAGAUACUGAGAUACAUGUACCGGUUUUCUUACCUCAGUUAGAUUCCUCUCAGGUGGUGAAAAUAGGUGAGCCUCCUGUGCUAUAUCAACCAGAGACGUCCCGACCAGCUGAAGCCUCGCUUUCAGCCCCCUGUUCCGUGUACACUGCUGCCCCAGGCUUUGAAGCAAAUGGAGGUCAAUCUGACAAAAGUAGCAAUUCCCUUGACAGAAAAGCUAUUGUAAAAACCUAUCUAAUUGCACUUCCAAAAUCCGCCACAUCUGUUGUGCCUUCUUUACCAGAAAAUUUGACAUCACAAAAGUCAACAAAAGAUUCACCCAGUUUUGCUUUGAGCAGCGCUCCCAAAGAUAUCCCUGUGCCCUCGGAGGUCAGUAACAGCGCAGAGAUAAUAUGCCUGCCACAUCCAAACUGCGAGCCACUGGUCGCUACAAAGGCUCUCCGAGAGUUAGAGGAAAUCAGUGACAGAGUUGCCAGUGCAACAAACGAUGGAGCAGUCGUACCCACUGCAGUUAGGCUGAUGCCAGAUAAAUCUGUCCAUGUUACUAUCCAGAUGCCAGCUGGGCCCAACAAGAACCAGCAAACAGAGCAGCCUGACACCCUUACAAAGUCAGCAGUGUUGUCGGAAGAAAAUGUAAGCCUGGAAAGGCCUGCAUCUCCAAACACCAAGCACGUUGCAGGUUCUGGUUUAGUUGUUACUUUACCCUUGGCUCCGCAAGGGUCUUCAGUGGCAGGCCACUCCACUACUCAUGAUGUACUCUCUGGACCAAAACCGUUAGGUGUGGAUCCCAAAAACUUAACAAACGAGAUGUUAAAAGAGCGAAUCCAGCAGCUCAUUUCAGAAAAUGCCGCUAUAGUUGACACACCUAUGGCUGAUCCUCCAAGGCACAAGAGAUUAUCUCGACAAAACAGUGAGGUCAACAUGCUGUCUGGAAAGCAGGAAUUGUCAACGGUCCCGCAUACCAUUGUGUCUACUAAAGCUCAAGUGACCAAUCAAGCUGUAGACCCUGUGGUUACAUCUACAGCGAAGGAUGAGUUGCUCGAUCAAAGAGAUAAUGUCAAAUGUUCAAAACCAACGACAAGUCAACCAUUUCUUCAAAUUUUGAGACAAGGAUCUGUGAGUGAAACAGGGAACAAAAGCAGUGGUGUUGACAUCAAUUCUUCUUCGAAAGCUGCUUCUAAAUCUGUAGCAAAGGUGAAAGCGAGCUCCUCUAACCAGGAGAUUAAAAUCCAAAUAAGACUCGCUAAAGAUUCCACCUCACUGUCGGCUGUUUCCAGCACUACUACAGUGACAACGCCUCCAAUGAUUGGUCAACCGGGGGUACAGUUUCCUGGUGAUGUUGACCAAAACACAGUAACGCUCAUGGACCAGACUUCAGCCACCUCAACCUUUCAAAUCAUUACCUCAAAUGAAGGGAGCAUUAUCAAAAACUUGCUUGCAAAGGGACCAAUAAUGUCUCCAGCCCUGGUAGCUAGAAGCAGUUCAGUGGACCAAAGCAGAUUCACGUCAGAUGCAGAAAUUGAACCAGAGAAGGGACAAGUAGGUGACCCAGUCCAAGCUCCUGACCAGUAUGGACCGUUCCAGUGUGACAAGUGUUCUGUGUCCUUCAAAAUGGCACAGACACUGUCUCUGCACAAAUUGUGCUACUGCAGGAAUUUAAGUAUAUCCGAAAAGCCAAAUUCAGACUCUGCAGAAAAUCCCGUUUUGGUAGAAUCUACAUUACGUGAGGAAAUAAUUGCUAAAUACUUCCCACCAAGUAGUAACGUUUCUGAAGAUGGUGCCUCUGUUGGCAAAAAGGACAGCAAGGAUCCACAUAGGACUUUGAAGCGCAAGUUGUCGAGAAGUCUCUCAAAGGAUACUGUAAAGGAGACUUUGAGCCACAUGCAUUCACAUGAUAAAACCAAGAUAGAAUCUGUGACAGAUAGCAAAACAGGAAAUCCAGUGUCAGUGUCUUUGACUAGUGCUGCGAAUCCGGUACUUCUUGCAAGUCUGCAACAAACAAGGGCACCUUUUGGUGAACAGUUCCAGGCUGCUGGUCCUUCAACUACUCAAAUGGAUGCAGUUAAAAUUGGACAGCCAUUUGUUUCUAUAAAGCGCCGUGGAGAGCAUGGCAAAGAGCUGCGUCUGAACACAGCCAUUGCUGCUGCAGCCGCCGCCACAAGCUCCCCUAUUAUGACCCCAAUGUCCACAUCUGGGACCCCACAGACUCCUCAAACCCCAGGAACCCCAAACUCCAGUACUUGCCUACUAAAGUUGAAGCUGAAAGGAAAACUAUUAAUGAAACGAUCCAUGUCAGUUGAGAGAAUGCUGUCGCAGGAAAGGGGAAAUAACUCCCCUGUGAAAGCUGGAACGACUUCCCCAUGGCAUAUGGAUACAGGCUUAACUCCGUCAGUAGCGGCUAACAGACCUACAGAGACCGGUGAUAACUGUUCUGAAGAUAAAAGGGCGCCGUUGAAAAAACGGAGGUUGAAGGAGGCUGGUUUGCUGAACGCUGUUGACAAAAGGCCCCUUCUUCUGCGCACAGAGUCUGCUCCUUGUGUUCCUAUUGGGGAAAGAGGUGAUGCUUCUGACUUGCUUUUCCGAGAAUCGAAAUCCAGCGGUAAGCAAAUUUCUGAAAAAGGAGAUUGCGAAGCGAUAGUUGGAGAUGGUGAGAUGAAACCAGGGUUGGAACUUAGUAAUAAGACAGAGUCAGUUUCUGUGCCAGUUGUAAAAGCUCAACUUGUAAUAAAUCCCGUUCAGCUGAGCAGCGUUCUUUUACGACCAUUGACUAGAGCACCUCUGUGUGGAAUCAUUGCUACCACCAUAUCUCUGGAACCGUUCCCCGGGUUUUGUAUAACGCUGCCCGCUAUUUCUGGUCCAGCAACAAUAGGACCAUCCACACAUCAUCUUCACAUGAAAGCCAAUAACUUGUCAUCCUGUUUCGGGAAAUCCAUCGUACCUGGUUCUCCAGCUAAAAUUCCAGUCUUAAAAACCCCCGUGUCGCCCAAGGGAAUUUUUGGAAUAAACAGUGUGGCUGAUUUGUCAGCCGAUCAAGGGAGGGAUGCACAAACUGUUGCCAGCUCAUCAGGUAGUACUGCAACAAUGACAGUGGUAACACCAACCUCAACAAGUUCAGGGUUGUCCUCAUCUACCCAGGAAAAACCCGUCACACCGUUGUAUCUGUAUGGCCACUCGUUUCCAUCCUUGAGAGGGAGCACUCACGCCACCUAUUGUUGUAUUCAGCGGCUACAGCCAAUGUACGUGCGUCAGGGGACGAACAAGAAAAUCUCCAUGUACUCGAACUGGAGAGUUGCACCCCAGAAUUCAAAUCCGUUUGGUUUGACGCCAAAGAUGCUGCUUAAUCUGUAUGCGUCGAGGUACACCAGCAACCCUGUGUACAAGGAGUCUGUGUCACCUGAGUUUAACAGUGGAAUUCUCACUCACAGCACUUACUGGGAUUUCUAUUCCAAACAUGGCAUCAAAGAGCAAACGUAUGUGAGACAGACAUCCUUAUUUCCUUCUAUCAUAGAUUCCGGCGUGGCCAGAACGGAAGAAACGGCAACUGUUGAGAACCAUGACAACAAUGAGACGAACAGCUCUGAUUCCAAGGAUGUGGUAAAGGUGCAGGUAUUUCAAGGAGGGUUCAAGUCAAACGAGGAUUACACCUACAUCCGGGGAAGAGGACGGGGAAAGUUUGUGUGUGAAGAAUGCGGGAUUCGAUGCAAGAAACCAAGCAUGUUAAAGAAGCACAUCCGCACUCACACGGAUUUCCGACCUUACUACUGUAAACACUGCAAUUUUUCCUUCAAAACUAAAGGAAACUUGACUAAACACAUGAAAUCCAAGGCACAUUUGAAGAAGUGCCUGGAGCUGGGCAUUUUACCGGUUCCUACCACUGUUGAUGACUCACAGAUUGACGAAGAAGCCUUGGCAAGGCAAACAGCCAUAUCUAAGAAAGCCAAGAUCCUGGAAGAUGACAACAGCUCUCUGGGAGGAGAUGAGGACGACGAUGAAGAGGAGGAAAAUGAAGACGAGGAUCCUGAGGAAGAUGUAGAAGGGACUGCCAUGGAAACGGAUCAAGAUACUAACAAAGAGGCAAAUAUCCUCUUGAAACCAGAACUGCAAGAGAAGGCUGUGCUUGAAGGGACAAGCAAAAUGUCAGCAAAGGAAAACCUAUCUUGUACAGCACCCGUCCAUUCUGGGACCACCCCAUCAUUUGUGGCUGUCCAGUCUUCCAAGGGAGAUAACCCUGCUUUUGUACAGAUCCAAAGCAGCAAAGAGUUUCCAAUAGGAAAAAGCCUGGGCACUGUGUAUGGUUUCCCGAGCAAGGCCACCAAAACCAGGUCUGCAAGUCAGCCACAAGGUGGGGAUAAGACUCAAGAUUCCUUAACGAAUGACGAUGAGAUUGCACGCAGUCUGCUGGACCUCUCUAAGCAGAUGUCAGAGACUGAGUCGAACAAAGUAUCAUCUCCAGAUGACACACCUGGUAAAGGAGGAAGGUUAGACUCUUUGAUUGGAGCUUUGAUGACAAGGACCACCAGUAGGGCUCAACCAACCACAGCCAUGUGUUCAUCUGACCAAUCAGCUGGGGACUUACAAAAGCAUACUCUAGUCCCAGCUCAAGGCACAGUGAGGCAGCCAAUGAAGAAGGCUGCAGAGCCUGUUCAAGUGAUCACCAUAGACAGUGACUCAGAAGACAAGUCCAGUUCUGGUGAUGAUGUCCCAAGGAAUGUGAAAGGCCGCAAUGUCCCAAUUCACCCUGUUGGGAAGAAAUUCUCAAGCAGGCCCAACAUUCUAGGAUUACAUGCGCCGAAGACUGUUCUUUCCAGAGAAACAACUGUGAAGAGACAAAAUUCGGACAGCUUAAAACCUGGCUUUGCAGGCUCAGCUUUAGCCUCAUCCACUUCUCACAGCACAAAAAACUCCAUCUCCACCUCAAUUGCCUCAGUUGGACCAAUCAUUGGGCAGUUAAUAAGACAGGAACCAAUCAAAAUAGCUGUUACAUCUGGCGGUGCUGCAGGCAGUUUUUUGGCUGGAGUUGUCCCCCCUUUCCAGUUCACUCAUCCCUUUCCUGGUGAGGACUGUACCCCGAUAGACAGAACAAAACUGACGCUCCCUCUAGUGAGUGGGGGGCAUUCUGGUAUGCCCAAGACCGAACCUAGCUGCGUUUUACAGGACCAGUUGCUGAUGAUCUCACCAACAAAGAUGGGUCAAAACAUUCUACAUCUUGUGCAGUCCCAGGCAAGAAGCAGUGACCAAGCUCAAACUCCGCAAGGAACAUCCAUUGGCUCCCUGGUUGGGCACAUCAUCAAUGUUGCAGGAGGCUCGGCAGAUAAUGGGUCCCCCAGCACUCAACACAUUCUCUUCCAGGGUGCAUCUCAAGGACAGUCCCUGCUUAUUCCCAUUCCUUGCUCCUUGACGAACGCUGUCACGGAAAGCCAACCAACCUCUCCAGUGGCUUCGAUCUCCAAAGAAGGUGUUGGAGUUGGGGUGACCACACCAGUGUUUUCUCCCAGCAAUUCCCUUGGCAGCCCAGCUGUGAUGAGUUUGCCUGGAAGGAGCAGCCAUCCUUUGAUAGUAUCAGCUCUUGUCUCUGCAAGCUCUGCUGACACAGCCAAAACUCCUUUGAGUAAGCAAGAUACCGUUCCAGUAACCAAUCAAUCAUUAACAUCUGGUGAUGCAGGAUCUUCACGCCUUACUACUGUGUCACCCAUCAUGCUAUCCAAAUUUCUGCAGAAUCCAGAGGGUCAGGCUCACGUCAUUUAUGUGAAGGCAGACAGCAGUUCUGCUCAAGUGGGAGCAACGCCGACUGCUUUCAAAGUGAACGAAAAUACGGCAUUCAUGGUGGACGGACGCUACGUCUGCACCAUCUGUAAGAAGACUUUUCAACAACAACAUCAGCUCACUCUUCACAAAAACAUUCAUUACUUCGAGCGUCGGUUCCGUUGCGAGGACUGCGGUGUGUCCUUCAGAACAAAGGGUCAUCUGCUGAAGCACUAUCGCUCAGAUAGCCAUUUGGCAAAGCAGAGCAUCAACACACAUUUUGGUGUUCCUACCACGGAUAACCCGAGACCGUUUAAAUGUUCUGACUGCAAAGUUGCCUUCCGUAACCACGGGCAUCUGGCCAAGCAUUUGAGGUCCAAAAUGCACAUUACCAUGCUGGAAAAGGUAGGAAAACUGCCAUCAGGAACUUACGCGCAGAUCGAAAAAGGAAGCCUGAAUGAGAUUGAUGCCUCGAAUUGCGAACGAACGCUAGAGAGCUUGCACCAGAUGGUUGACGCUGCGAAUGCAGCAACUCUUCAUCAUAUUGAAAGCAUUCCCAGAACAGCAUCGCAGGAUCAAGGUGAGGGUGGUAGUGCCAUGGACUACGAGGCCUUAGACGAUUCCGAAAACGAGGAUGAAGGCGGCUUGAUGAUCGUUGAAAGCAACGCCAGUUCUGGUGAAACCUGCAUGUCCUCCAUGGCUGUUAGCCCCCUUGGAGAGCACUUCAACAUCCCUAACCGGUCUCCUUACGAGAAGUUCAAGGCGGCUUCCAACGACAAAGUCACGGUUGAAAUAAAGCCCGAGAAGUGGGAUUUCGUGGAGAUGGGAACUGGAAGCUCGACCCCGUCCCGCUACGGCACCGGCAGUGAUCUAGAGAAGGGCCGUGAAGGAGAGGUGUGUGGGCGCUCUGCCUCACCAAGAUUCACCAGCCAGAUCAACCCAGCCCCUGAUCGCCCUCACAAAUGUGGAAUCUGUCGACAGGGCUUCAAGACUCUGGACUUUCUCAAUACCCAUUUGAUCACCCACGCGGAGUUAAGACCUUACGUCUGUGAGUACUGUGACGCUGGGUUUACGAAUGGCCAGUCCCUGAAGAUACACCUGCAGACUCAUAAGCGGGAGAGACCUUACGUGUGUGGGCAUUGCGGAGACACGUUUGCCAGAGCGGACGAUCUCAAAACCCAUCACCAGAACCAGUCCAGGGGUACGCAUUUACCAGUUGACGGAAAGUCGACGUCUGAGUCCACAGUAACGGAAACUAGCGCAGCGCCACCCGCUUCCUGUAAGCCUCGUUGUGGCCAGCGAGUCAGUGCUGUCGACUCGAAGGCAACUCGCUUGAAAUCUAGAGUGGUUGAACGGAAAUCCGUUUUAGAAGAAAAAACUUCGCCAUUUGGCGAAAAAAACAUGUCCGUUGUUAAAGAAGCAGUCUGUGAUGUCAUUAGUGCUACUGAACCAGCUGAUACCGGAAGUUCGCGGCAGGAUUCAAGUCGAAAAGACAGUGGUGAUUCGACUUUACAACAUGGUUGUGGUGACUUUAUUCAAGCGACCAGCAGUGCAUGAGAUAUUGAUCAUCUCGGUAAGCUAUUGACUACGCCUGCACCAACAGGAGAACCAAACGACAGUGAACCAACCCACAUUUCCACACAUCGAUGAUCACCUUUGUUUCCGACAUUAUUUCAUUGGUGUUUACUCUAAAAUGUCCAAUUGCUCAUAUUGUUACUUAGUUAUGGUUACCAUAGCGAUAUCUACUGAAAGGGUUAUGUCGUCAUGGUUUAGUUCCAGUCGAAGAACCAGGCCCAGUUUGCUGAAAGUUGUUCAUCGAUCAAUGCAGUUGUCCAAAUUUUAAACUAUUCUAACUGUGACAACAGCAGUUUUACUUUAUAUUUAAUAUACUUUUGCGCAAUUUUGUUUCGGAUAACUACUCAGUUGAAGACUUGGCUUAAAGUUAAAUCUGGUAUUAAGUCUUAAAACACUUUUGAACAACCCGGCCCCGGUCCCUAAAUAUUUAUUUAUUUAUUUAUUUCUUUAUUCGAUUGGUGUUUUCCGCCAUACACAAAAAAUAUUUCACGUACGGGACGGCUGCCAACAUUAUGGUGGGAGGAAACUGGGUAAAGCCUGGAGGAAACCCACGACCAUCCGCAGGAUGCCGCCACACCUUCCCACGUAGACUCUUAAAUAGUACACAAUAAUAUUUCGAUCAUUGGUGCACCGGUAAGUGCAGUUUUGAGAUAUUUGACGGAAACCUCAUUAUUCAACGUACCCGUUGCUCUUAAAACCCUUCAAAGGCUAGGUAAUGAGUUCCUCAGCCCUGCCCAGGUUUUAUGCUUUUUUCAUGACCAAAACUGAUUUAUUUUGUUCUCAACAAGUAAAUUUACCGAAAUUGUCUAGCUUAUAACAAGACCGGAAGUGUACAGAAUUGUGUUACGUGUUUUUGUCCAUUGGAUGAGCAAACACUAUGUCAUGUAACGAGCGUAGUGGGUUUUUUUUUUACUGUUGCAAAAGAUCUUUUGGCUGUCAUGCCCAACUCAGUUCGGAGAGCAUGAUGGCCGUGUUUCAGCUUAUUCCUUACUCAAGCACCACCUCAAGCUUCUUACAUCAAAACGACCAUUACAAUGUUGCACGAGGCCUUGCUAGUAUUGUUGUUGUUGUUACGGUUAUGAAGUCCGCUAGUUUACCUGUUAUCAGUGAUAUGAUGCCUGCGCAUGUGCCUUGUUUGGAUAUUUCAGAUGUUAAUUUUGUAAAAUGGGCUUUGACCAAGCUUUGGGUAAACGUAGCCUACAUGUAUGUUUUAGAAGGGGAACCAUCAAAGUGACUUUUUACUUUUGCGUAUAGGUACACAUACAUAUGCUGGAGAUAUUUGGAUACCACUAUUCGACCACCGGUUGAUAACUUACACACAUAUCUGACAUUUUCUAACUGAAUUAGAAAUUGUACUAAAUGGUGGGCAUGUUUCUGUGAACUGCGCCUUCUCUUGUAACGGCCUCGCUUGGGUGUCCCACCACUCUACUUAGUUAUUUCCCUACUUAGUUAUAUCGGCUUUCAAGUCUGAUAUUAUCACUGUGUAUUACAAUACGGGGACACCGAAAACAGUUCCA